UUUAUGCACUCGCCAGGCAGAGUUGUCGAUUUUAUGGUAAAAGUGGACGGACGUUGAACUUAUUCAGAGUUCUAGUGAAACAGAUGAGGAUUUUUUAUUUUGCUCUUAUUCCUAAAUUUUAAUAAAUAUUUUUAUAUACAUCAUGUUCCUCUUCAGUACAUUGGCAUUUUGUUUUUCCACAUCUGUAAUAUAUGGUUUAGAUAAUGGAUUAGCAAGAACUCCGCCAAUGGGAUGGCUGUCAUGGGAACGCUUUGUAUGUAACAUUAACUGUGCAGAUGAUCCUGAGAAUUGUAUAAGUGAAAAGUUAUACAUGCAAAUGGCGGAUCGUAUUGUUGAUCUUGGGCUUAAGGAUGCUGGUUAUGAGUAUGUUAACAUAGAUGAUUGCUGGAUGGAAAAAGCUAGAGAUAAUUCAAGUAGAUUGACACCUGAUCCUACAAGAUUUCCAAAUGGCAUCAAAGCUAUUGCAGAUUAUGUACAUGCUAAAGGCUUAAAACUUGGAAUUUACACUGACUGUGGAACAAAAACAUGUGGCGGAUAUCCAGGAAGUUAUGAACAUUAUGAUACAGAUGCUGAAACAUUUGCUGAAUGGGGCAUUGAUAUGUUAAAAGUUGAUGGAUGUUAUGCUGAUCCUAAAGAAAUGGAUACAUUAUAUCCUCAAAUUACUACUGCCCUGAACAAAACUGGACGUCCAAUUGUCUUCUCAUGUAGUUGGCCAGCUUACCAAGUAGACUCUGGGAUGCAACCUAAUUAUGCUGCUAUUGCAGAGCAUUGUAAUCUUUGGCGAAAUUUUAAUGACAUUGAAGAUUCAUGGCAAAGUGUUCUAAGUAUAAUAGAUUUUUAUGCAACACAUCAAAAUGAUUUAGUUGCUGCUGCUGGUCCUGGACAUUGGAAUGACCCUGACAUGAUAAUAGCUGGCAAUUUUGGCUUAAGUUAUGAUGAAGCAAAAGCACAAUUUUGUUUGUGGGCCAUAAUGGCAAGUCCUUUACUCUUGUCAAAUGAUUUGAGAAACAUCAAACCAGAAUUUACAGAAUUGCUUACAAAUAAGGAAAUUAUUGCUGUCAAUCAAGAUCCACUUGGAAUGAUGGGGAAGCGUGUUUACAAUAAUAGUGGGAUUGAGAUAUGGAAGAGACCAAUCAGUCCAGAAAGCAAUGCUCAAUAUUCAUAUGCAUUAGUAUUCUUCAAUCGUAGAACACUAGGUGGCCCUGUUUCAGUUACUAUGCAAUUGUCUUCACUUGGAUUAAACAAUGAGUCAUGCUACUCAGUGUAUGAUGUUUUUAAUAGUUCCCAGCAUGAAAAAUUCUGUCCUCCAAACAACGUUACUGUAAAAGUGAAUCCAUCUGGAGUAACAAUGCUCAUUGCAAAGAUAUUUGUAUAAUUGUAUAGAACUAUAUUUCUGUCCUUUGAAAUAUUCAGAAAUGUAUGUGCUUGCUCAUUAUUCGGAGAUGUUUUGAAAGAGGAAAAAGCUGUGAAACAAUUUUAUAUUCAAAAUAAAAACAUAAUUAAGAUUGAA
This is a messenger RNA of Uloborus diversus, 1510 nucleotides long. RefSeq names its product alpha-N-acetylgalactosaminidase-like. Gene Ontology annotation, molecular function: alpha-galactosidase activity. Gene Ontology annotation, biological process: oligosaccharide metabolic process; glycosylceramide catabolic process; glycoside catabolic process. The transcript has 8 exons. The coding region runs from base 143 to 1375 and encodes 410 amino acids. NCBI's taxonomy places the organism in Eukaryota, Metazoa, Arthropoda, Arachnida, Araneae, Uloboridae. The record is from RefSeq and is a predicted model, not a curated record. Gene Ontology annotation, cellular component: cytoplasm.